UUUAUUAUCAAACAUGGCAGCGUCGAGGAGCGAAGAAGAACUUUUAAAUGACACAAUAUAUGGACUUAGAUCUACCUCCAAAGGGCAGUUAUCAUAUGAUGAAGAUUGGCAGAUAAAUGAUGAAGUGUCAAAGCAACUAUCGUGCUCCUUUCAGUCAUUUUUGAAUGAAUCAUUUGCAAGCUUAUAUUUAGAGGAAAAUGAAUCUAAUACGAUGCCAACAAUAGAGAAUGGAACGGAAUUUACCUCUAAGACAGAGCUCUCUGAUAGUUUAAAGAAGAACGAUGAUUUGUUUGAGAUUCCGAUAAAUUAUGAUGUUGAAAGUAAACUUAGCAUAAAAGAAUAUCACGAGGAGUGUCGCGGAGAUGUGGAACAACGGAAGGCGAAACGGAAACACGUAUUUGACAGACGGUUCAAAAAUUUAAAGAAAGAUACUGAAAACACGUUGAGGAGUAAACAGGAAUCCUUAGCUGAGGAGAAGAGAGACUAUGAAGAAAAGAUAAAGGAAUUAAAACAGCAAAAUGAAGAAGAGUUGCAAAGAUUGAAAAUUGAACUUGAUAAACAAAGGCAAAAAUGUAUGGAGUAAAAUUGGAUGAAAUAUUGACAAGAACUCUGGCAGAAGAAAACUUUUUAGCAAUAGAAAGGGAGGAAAGAAGAGCUGUUGUGGAAAAUUUAAAGACAAAAAUCUCCUCACUAUACCAACAUGUUUUAAAAAACGUUGAAGUAAUUGAACAGAAAUUCACUGAUUCUAAAAAUAUGUCAUUUGUUGAUGCUCAAGUUUAUGAAGAGAUCUCAUCAAUGUUAAAUGAAAUAGUUACAAAAGGCCGACGUGCUGUAGUUGACAGUGAGGCAGUUGAUGAUCCUUCAAAUGCAAAGACUUAUUCUGAGUUUAUGAAUAAGUUGAUACAAGUUACUUUCUCAAUUGAUGCUAAGGUUACAACCAUUUUAGAGGAAGCGCAUGAAAAAGCAGUAAACGAGUUGAAAAAGAGAGAAUUAGAAGAAGAGGAGAAAAUUAAGCUUGAGGCAAUAAAACACGAACAACAAGAGCAAAAACGUUUCCAAGAACAAAAAGCAAGAGAAAGAGAUAUAAUUCCUUCUGAAAAAGAAAUAAGUGCAGAUCAUAAAAAUAAGUUGUCUACAGAAUCUACCAAAGACAUCAGCAAAGGCAAUGAAGUAUCAUCUCAGAAACUUUUACAAUUUAUUUCUACAAACACUUUAGAAGAGUACACAACAUUGCAAGAACAUUUGUCAACGGUUCAGGCAUCAUAUAAAGAAUUCAUUUCAGAUUCAACACAAACAAAAUAUAAAUUUGAUCUGCAAAAAGCUGUCAAUACUCCAAUCAAUGCACUCUCAGCUCAUUCGCCAAGUCAAUUAAAUGACAAAAUACUUCGUCUUGUGAAACUAUUGUCUGGAGGUAACGUUGAAGUUGGAGGGAAGAGAGUAAACUGCAAAAAUCAUCCAAGUGCUAUGAUAUAUUGCAAAGAUCUGGUGGCCAAAAAGCUGGUUAUGCAAGGUGCCCAACAAGUGUCAUCAAACCCUCAAUCUGCAUUUCUCUAUGCAGCAGUCAUGGUUGGAAUAUGGUCUGCAUUCCCAGAUGUUGGUCAGCUUAUUUUGGCCCAUUUCCAUAGAAGUUACCCAUACCUUGUUCCCUACUACAUGCCCCAAGUUGAAGGCCAGUCGAACAAUGAUUUCCACAAAGCUUUGGGUUACUCUGUCAACAAUGACAAAAUUGAAGAUGAGGAUCAUUUUUUGAAGAAGUUCUCUGGAACCGUCCAGCUCUAUGCUGCAGUGGUUACAUCGAAAGGGGCAACCACGUCUGACCAUCCUCAUGGUAUCGACAAGGGUUGGACCUGGCUAGCCAGGACCCUCAACCUCAAACCUUAUCCAAGCAUCACUGCUACCAUGUUAUACGAAUUUAUCAAAGUUGCAGGACACCUCCUAAUGAAACAAUACGGUAAACAAUUUCAGAAAUUGCUUCUUAUGUUAUUCAAAGAUUUUAUCCCAGCAAUGGAUGAGGUAACACCAGCAAAGAAAAAAGCUCCUGUUCAGAGAUUUAAAGACUUCUUAGAUGAAUGUGUGAAAACACAAAAGAUUGCCGUACCAAAAGGUUACCUUACAGAACGUUGGUGGCAGAGUGGACACUUCUAGUUUAUUUGUACCUAGUCAGAGAGUGAAAUUGCUG
Messenger RNA from Dendronephthya gigantea, 2179 nucleotides. Its product is annotated as nucleoporin GLE1-like. Gene Ontology annotation, molecular function: translation initiation factor binding; inositol hexakisphosphate binding; phospholipid binding. Gene Ontology annotation, biological process: regulation of translational termination; poly(A)+ mRNA export from nucleus; regulation of translational initiation. The record is from RefSeq and is a predicted model, not a curated record. Lineage: Eukaryota; Metazoa; Cnidaria; Anthozoa; Malacalcyonacea; Nephtheidae. Gene Ontology annotation, cellular component: nuclear pore; cytoplasm; nuclear pore cytoplasmic filaments. The transcript has 2 exons. The coding region runs from base 571 to 2145 and encodes 524 amino acids.